Suillus subaureus is the source of this 1681-nucleotide messenger RNA. RefSeq lists its product as uncharacterized. Lineage: Eukaryota; Fungi; Basidiomycota; Agaricomycetes; Boletales; Suillaceae. The transcript is spliced from 17 exons. The coding region runs from base 1 to 1230 and encodes 409 amino acids. The record is from RefSeq and is a predicted model, not a curated record.
AUGUCGACUACAACCACAAUCACUCCAGAGGAAAUCCAAGCUUUGGACCUAGACCUCCUGACAGUCCCAAAAAUCAAAUGCAUCUGCAUUGCCGCUUUAACGCUCUUUACUUGGGACUUGAAAACACUAGUCUUGACUUUUCCUCACGAGAAUGCCAAAUGGACGUUUGCAAAAGUUCUAUUUUUCGUGAAUCGAUACUUUGCACUUGGGACAGUUAUCCUAAUAACAUUUUUGACGUUCGAUGUUACACCCACAUGGGCUAUAUGUGAGCUCAGACAUCUUCAUCCCUUAACCUCCCUCAUGGAAAUGUUAGGUUCUGCAAAUACUAUCUUUGCUGUCAUCGUGGCCAACAUCGAAAUGAUUCUCCAACUUCGAUUAUACGCACUGUACGCCUAUGAUAAGAGAAUUGUCCUCCCUGUGUCAGCAUUAUUUGUCGCGGUCUUCAGUGGUAUGAUGGUGAUGGCAGUGAUCAUAUAUCAGUAUGAGAACAACCACAAAGCUGAGAUCUUUGGUGCAUGUGCCAUACUUGGGGUGCCAAUGAUGGGCUUAGACCUUGUUCUUGUCCUGUUAGCAGGCUACAAAUCUCUUCAGCAUUAUUUCCAGGUACCGGACAAGACUUGGUCUGGUGCACGUCUUAUGCGUACCUUUGCGCGAGACUCGAUUAUUUAUUUCCUUUGCACCUUGCUGGGCAGAUUCGGCCCUGGUGAGUAUUACCAACUUGGCGCGAUCACGGUCACAGUUGUCCCACCUAUAUCGGCGAACCGUCUCCUCAUCAACAUGUAUGACUCGGCACACGCCGAGCAAGAGAGAGAUACGAGAGUACACCACGAUGACAUAGAGCUCGCAUCCAUAAGUAUGGAGGAAACACCGGAGAACCCGGUGAAUAGUUGUUUUACACCUGUGUUCGCGGCGAGCCGCGGCGAGCGCCAGUCCCCGACUCCGUUGUUCGGCAAAUUCCUCCAUUUGAUUCCUUCCUCCGAAGCACGCAAGCUUGUACAUGUUGUCUUCAUCGGCAUCGCCACUGACGCAGCAAGUCCUCGACUUCCUUUGGCUACGCCAUAUUAUAUCUUUCAGUCCAUUUUCCCUCGCACUUUUGCGUACAAGACCCAUUCACACAAGAGGUCCACGUCCUUUAGAAACCAUCUGAACUUUGUUCACGAUGUACAACAACAACAAUAUUCCAUAGGCGUGCCACAGAAGGCCCCCGGAUUUGAUACCGGAUGUCCAUAAGCACCUAUCCAGGGUAGAUAUAUAAGGCGUUUGGGGGACCACCCUUAAUCAAACUCGCGCACCUUUGACAAUCCUCCAUCUCGAAUCAGGUCUCACUAAUGUGUACUAUUGGCGUGAUCGCUCAUCUAUCAGCGUACCCAGUCAAAAGGGAUCUUGCUGACUAGGUACUGGUAGAAUGUUGUCGUUGAGAUCCGAACAUCGGCGCAUGCUACUGAAUGGCGAUUGUGAAUGCACUGCACAUGAGACGGGUAUGCAAUCCAUGUUCUUUAAUGAGGUUGGUUCAGCAGCCAUUAUGAUCGCCAGCCAGGUGCAAGUCGAGGGAGUCCAUCGCUGGAAUGAUGCUUAGACUCAAGAUGACCCACUUCCGACGACCGACUUUCAUUCAACUGUCGUGUAUCACUGUAACAAUGUCAUGAUUACAGCAGUUUGCGAAACUAAUGGCACUGGCGUA